UUUACGUAUUUGCCCCUCGAGAUUACAACUUUGAUUGUUCUUUUAAAAGAAGGUUCUUAUCAACAUCUAUCACAACGAUGCCUGCUGAAAUCCCAUAUAAGCCUAAGGGCAAACCUACAAUUGAAUUCAUUGAUUACAAUGGCGCCAAGUUCAAAACCGUAUUUUGGUCUGUCCCGGAAGGGGUUGCCAAUAAGGGAAGAUUGAUUUACGUUCAUGGAUUUGCCGAACAUGCAGAUCUCUACACGCAAUUCUUUGAUGAUUUAAGCCAACAAGGCUACGAAGUUUUCUAUUUUGAUCAAAGGGGUGCUGGUGAAACUUCUCCUGGUAGUUUAGUCGGUAAAACUGACGAAUUCCAUACGUUUGAUGAUUUGGAUUAUUUUAUCAAGUAUAAUUUAGAUGGUGUGACCGACAAAACCAAAAAGUUUUUCUUGGUAGGCCACUCAAUGGGUGGUGGUAUUGUACUUAAUUACGGAAUUAGAGGGAAAUAUGUUGAUAAUAUUCGUGGAAUUGUCGCUUCUGGUCCUUUAGUUAAGUUACAUCCAGAAAGUGAACCAAACUUUGUAUUGAGAGCUUUGGCCCCAGUUAUCAAUAAACUUCUUCCAAGCAUGAAAUUUGAUUCUGCUUUGAAUUUUGAUAAUAUUACAACUAAUGAAUCCUGGAAGAACUACAUUAUGAGUCAUGACAAGAAGUUGAUUGGUACAAUUAGACAAUUUAAUGAUAUGUUUGCUCGUGGUGAUGAAUUAUUAGUUCCUGAAAAAGUCAAGAAAUUUAACCCAAAGGUUCCAGUUUUGGUUAUUCAUGGUACUGAAGACCAUAUCAACGACAUUGAAGGAACUGCCAAAUUUUAUGGGUUACUUCCUGAUACUGUUGAUAAGAAGUUUGUUAGGAAUGAAGGGGCUAAACAUUCAAACUUCAUUGAAUCUGAAAAACUUUAUAAAGUUGCUCUUGAUGAAACUGUUGCCUUCUUUGAUUCUCAUUAGCUUAUGUCUUUUAAUUUUUUUAAUACAUCCUCCGUCUUUCUCUCUCUGUGUGUGUAUGUCUAGUUUAAUAUGUAUACCACAAUAGAGCAAGAGUUUGUGUGUGUGUGUG
Spathaspora passalidarum NRRL Y-27907 is the source of this 1089-nucleotide messenger RNA. RefSeq names its product acylglycerol lipase. The record is from RefSeq and is a predicted model, not a curated record. The transcript has a single exon. NCBI's taxonomy places the organism in Eukaryota, Fungi, Ascomycota, Pichiomycetes, Serinales, Debaryomycetaceae. Gene Ontology annotation, molecular function: lipase activity. Gene Ontology annotation, cellular component: membrane. Bases 78 to 980 code for a protein of 300 amino acids.